AGUCCAGGUAACCGCCAUUUUUGUUUUCCCUCUGGGCGGAGGAUGGGGCGAAGCCUUGUCCCGGCGCUCUUGCUGCUGCUGCCGCUGCCGCCCGUGCUGCUGAGGGGAGAGGAGGCGUUCCCCGUUGGGGGUGCAGAUGAAUAUAUAUUACAAGAAGCUAAGGUUGAUAUUAUUCCACGAAGAGUUUGUAACAAGCUUGAUUGGUAUGCAGGAACAAUAUCACUGAAUAUGAUUUGUGCUGGUUCUGCAAGUGGAAAGAUUGAUAGCUGCCAGGGUGACAGUGGUGGUCCUCUGGUGUGCUAUUUUCCAAAUGCCACCAGGUAUUAUCAGGUAGGAAUUACCAGUGCUGGUGACGGCUGUGGCAGGCCAAAACACCCAGGACUAUAUGUACGUACAGCAAACUACAGAAGUUGGAUAGAUUCACAACUACUUAACAAAGCCAUUAGUGUGGGCAUACAGUUUCGUCUGUUUUUUCUGAUAGCUGGGAGGAUGUUGUUACAUACUGUUCUAUGAAGAAGCAAAAUAUCAUUUUCUUGCUCUUGGGGCAUCAUUUGUUAUUUUUAAAGUUUUUUUUCUUACAAAUAUUUGACAAAAGUAAUAAAGUUAAAUUGUGUCCCACUGAAAUUGA
This is a messenger RNA of Anolis sagrei ordinatus, 628 nucleotides long. The record is from RefSeq and is a predicted model, not a curated record. Lineage: Eukaryota; Metazoa; Chordata; Lepidosauria; Squamata; Anolidae.